GUCACUCACAGAUACAGGAAGUAGAGACAAUAGGCAGAAGUUUCUUUUAGCGACAGACAGUUUAAAUUUUGUAAUUCAACUGGAUCCUGAAUCACCAAAGGUGUACUUAAAGGAGACACCCUGACAUUUUAGUUGAGGUUCUUAUGGAGAGGACUGCUGUAAAGUUACUGGGAAUUAAGAAAAAGAUCACUUCUACUUGGCUUCAAGGAAGCUGCCAUUUUAGUUGACGUCCUCACUGGACAGACUGCUGUGAGUGAAACAUAAUCGUCUAGCUGUCUUCACACUAUAAUUCACCACAGAGGGAUUUCUACAGAAUGGGCAAAGACAGAAUUCACUGCUCACUAUGUGGGAAGAGUUUGUCCCAACCUUAUAGUCUCAAACGACACAUGUACAUUCACACAGGAGAGAAACCAUAUUGCUGUUCACAGUGUGGAAAGAGUUUUAGACAACUAAAUCAAUUAAAAAUGCAUCAGCUUCUUCACUCAGGAGUAAAGCCGUAUCAGUGCUCAGAGUGUGGAAAAAGUUUUGCUUGCUGUCAGUAUCUCAAAAAUCAUAAGCUCAUUCACACAAAAGAAAAGCCUCAUUGCUGCUCACACUGUGGGAAGUGUUUUAGAGAGAAAGCUGUUUUAAAAGCUCACAAGCGCAUUCACACAGGACUGAAGCCAUAUCAUUGCUCACACUGUGGGAAGAGUUUAACAAGUUUGACUACUUUAAAAAAUCACCAACGCAUUCACACAGGAGAGAAGCCAUAUCACUGCUCAGACUGUGGAAAGAGUUUCACAAACAGUUCUACUUUCAGAUAUCACCAACACAUUCACAAAGAAGAGAAGCCUUUUCCCUGCUCACACUGUGGGAAGACUUUUAUAUUAUUAAGUGCUUUAAAAGUUCACCAACGCGUUCACACAGGAGAGAAACCGUAUCACUGCUUAGACUGUGGGAAGAGUUUUACAAAUGCAAGAUGUUUGAAACGUCACCAAGUCCUUCACACAGGAGAGAAAGCGUAUCACUGCUCAGACUGUGGGAAGAGUUUUAUACAUGCAAGUUAUUUGAAAAGGCAUCAACGCAUUCACACAAGUGAGAAACCGCAUCACUGCUCAGACUGUGGGAAGAGUUUUUUACAUGCAAGUUACUUUAAAAUUCACCAACGCAUUCACACAGGAGAGAAUCUGUAUUACUGCUCUGACUGUGGGAAGAGUUUUAUUACUGCAACUUGUUUGAAAAAUCACCAACUCAUUCACACAAGAAAGAAUCUGUAUCACUGCUCUGACUGUGGGAAGAGUUUUACAAAUGAAAAAUAUUUUAAAAGUCACCAACGCAUUCACACAGGAGAGAAUCUGCAUCGCUGUUCAGAUUGUGGGAAGAGUUUUACACAUGCAACUUAUUUGAAAUGUCACCAACGCAUUCACACAGGAGAGAAACCGUAUCACUGCUCACAAUGUGGGAAGAGUUUUACAGAAUUGAGUUCUGUAAAAGUUCACCAGCGCAUUCACACAGGAGUGAAGCCAUUUUACUGCACAUACUGUGGAAAGAGCUUUACAAUAUCAAGUCAUUUAAAAGUUCACGAACGCAAGCACACAGGAGAGAAACCGUAUCACUGCUCAAACUGUGGGAAGAGAUUUAAAACAUCAAGUUCUCUCAAAAAACAUGAGCUCAUUCACACAGGAGAAAAGCCUUAUUGCUGCUCAUGCUGUGAGAAGUGUUUUAGAGACACAGAUGAUUUAAAAGUUCAUGAGCGCAUUCACACAGGACUGAAGCCAUAUGUUUGCUCACACUGUUGGAAGAAUUUUACAAAAUCAAGUGCUUUAAAAAGCCAUGAGCGCAUUCACACAGGAGAGAAACCAUAUCAGUGCUCAAAUUGUGGGAAGAGUUUUACACAAUCAAGUAGUUUAAAAAGUCACCAACGCAUUCACACAGGAGAGAAGCCUUAUCAAUGCUCAAAGUGUGAGAAGAGUUUUAGAAAUUCGAAAGGUAUAAAAACUCAUGAACGCAUUCACACAGGAGAGAAGCUGUAUCAAUGCUCAAACUGUGGGAAGAGUUUUACACAACCAAGUAGUUUAAAAAGUCUCCAACCCAUUCACACAGGAGAGAAGCCGUAUCAGUGCUCACACUGUGGGAAGAGAUUUACAAAAUCAAGUGGUUUGAAAGUUCACCAAUGCAUUCAUUCCCAAAAAAUGAUUCACUACUGCUCACAGUGUGGGAAGAAUUUUGCCGAUAUUAGUAAUAUCAAACAACACAUGUACAUUCACACAGGAGAGAAACCCUAUCACUGCUUACAAUGUGGAUGGAGAUUUAGACAACAAAGUCACUUAAACAGACAUAAGCUUGUUCACUCAGGAGUAAAGCCGUAUCAUUGCUCAGAGUGUGGGAAGAGUUUUACACAAGCAAGUAGUUUAAAAAGUCACCAACGCAUUCACACUGGAGAGAAGCCGUAUCACUGCUCACACUGUGGGAAGAGUUUUACACAAGCAAGUAGUUUAAAAAGUCACCAACGCAUUCACACUGGAGAAAAGCCGUAUCAAUGCUCACAGUGUGGGAAGAGUUUUACAGAAGCAAGUCAUUUAAAAAACCACCAACGCAUUCACACAGGAGUGAAGCCCUAUCAAUGCUCACAGUGUGAGAAGGGUUUUAGAAAAUUAUAUGAUUUAAAAAUCCACGAACACAUUCACACAGGACUGAAGUCAUAUGUUUGCUCACACUGUGGGAAGAGUUUUAGAAAUUCAAAAGAUAUGAAUACUCACGAACGCAUUCACACAGGAGAGAAGCCAUAUCAGUGCUCACACUGUGGGAAGAGUUUUACACAAUCAAGUAGUUUAAAAAAACAUCAACACAUUCACACAGGAGAGAAGCCCCAUCAAUGCUCACACUGUGGGAAGAGAUUUACACAAUCAGGUUAUUUAAAAAUCCACCAGCGCAUUCACACAGGAGAGAAGACAUAUGUUUGCUCACACUGUGGGAAGAGUUUUAGAAAUUCAAAUGAAGUGAAAACUCACAAAUGCAUUCACACAGGAGAGAAGCCGUAUCAGUGCUUACACUGUGGGAAGAGAUUUACACAAUCAGGUCAUUUGAAAGUUCACCAACGCAUUCACACAGGAGAGAAACCAUAUUGCUGUUCACAAUGUGGACAGAGUUUCACACAUUUAAGUGUCUUAAACAGACACAAGCUUGUUCACUCAGGAGUAAAGCCGCAUCAGUGCUCAAACUGUGAGAAGAGUUUCAAACACUCAAGUAGUUUAAAAAGUCACCAAAGCAUUCACACAGGAGAGAAGCCCUAUCAAUGCUCACACUGUGAGAAGGGUUAUAGAUAUUCAAGUGAUUUAAAAAUCCACCAGCGCAUUCACACAGGAGAGAAGCCGCAUGUUUGCUCACACUGUGGGAAGAGUUUUAGAAAUUCAAAAUAUAUAAAAACUCAUGAGCGCAUUCACACAGGAGAGAAGCUAUAUCAGUGCUCACACUGUGGGAAGAGAUUUACACGCUCAAGUGGUUUAAAAAGUCACCAACGCAUUCACACAGGAGAGAAGCGCUAUCAAUGCUCACAGUGUAAGAAGGGUUUCAGAGAUGCAGAUGUUUUAAAAAUCCAUGAGCGCUCUCACACAGGACUGAAGCCAUAUGUUUGCUCACUCUGUUGUAAGAAUUUUAGUUGUUCAAGUGCUUUAAAAUACCAUGAGCGCAUUCACACAGGAGAGAAGCCGUAUCAGUGCUCACACUGUGGGAAGGGAUUUAAACAAUCAAAUGGUUUGAAAGUUCACCAACGCAUUCACACAGGAGAGAAGCCCUAUCAAUGCUCACAGUGUGGGAAGAGAUUUACAAAUUCAAGUGGUUUGAAAGUUCAUCAACGCAUUCACACAGGAGAGAAACCCCAUCAAUGCUCACACUGUGGGAAGAGAUUUACACAGUCAGGUAGUUUGAAUGUUCACCAACGCAUUCACACAGGAGAGAAACCAUAUUGCUGUUCACAUUGUGGACAGAGUUUUAGACAUCUAAGUAACUUAAACCGACAUAAGCUUCUUCACUCAGGAGUAAAGCCGUAUCAGUGCUCAGAGUGUGAAAAAAGUUUUGCUUGCAGUUGGUAUCUCAAAAAACAUGAGCUCAUUCACACAGGAGAGAAGCCUUAUUGCUGUUCACACUGUGGGAAGUGUUUUAGAAACGCAAAUGAUUUAAAAGUCCAUGAGCGCAUUCACACAGGACUGAAGCUAUAUGUUUGCUCACACUGUUGCAAGAAUUUUAUAACAUCAAGUGAAUUAAAAACCCACGAGCGCAUUCACACAGGAGAGAAACCAUAUCAGUGCUUACACUGUGGGAAGAGUUUUACACAAUCAAGUGGUUUGAAAACUCAUCAACACAUUCACACAGGAGAGAAGCCGUUUCAUUGCUCACAAUGUGGCAAAAGUUUUACACAAUCAAGUAGUUUAAAAAAACACCAAAACGUUCACAAAGGACUGAAGCCAUAUGUUUGCUCACAAUGUUGGAAGAAUUUUGGAACAUCAAGUGAAUUAAAAGCCCACGAGCGCAUUCACACAGGAGAGAAACCAUAUCAGUGCUUACACUGUGGGAAGAGUUUUACGAAUUCAACUGGUUUGAAAACUCAUCAACGCAUUCACACAGGAGAGAAGCCGUAUACAUGCUCACAAUGUGGGAAGAGAUUUACACAAUUAAGUGGUUUGAAAGUUCACCAACGCAUUCACACAGGAGAGAAACCAUAUCACUGUGCACAAUGUGGAUGGAGUUUUAGACAACUAAGUCACUUAAACAGACAUAAGCUUGUUCACUCAGGAGUAAAGCCAUAUCAGUGCUCAGAGUGUGGGAAGAGUUUUACACAAGCAAUUAAUUUAAAAAGUCACCAACGCAUUCACACUGGAGAGAAGCCGUAUCAGUGCUCAAACUGUGGGAAGAGUUUUACAGAAGCAAGUAAUUUAAAAAGUCACCAACGCAUUCACACAGGAGAGAAGCCCUAUCAUUGCUCACAGUGUGAGAAGGGUUUUAGAAAUUUAUAUGAUUUAAAAAUCCACCAGCGCAUUCACACAGGACUGAAGCCAUAUGUUUGCUCACACUGUGGGAAGAAUUUUAGAAAUUCAAAUGAUAUGAAUACUCACGAACGCAUUCACACAGGAGAGAAGCCGUAUCAGUGCUCACACUGUGGGAAGAGAUUUACACGAGCAAGUAAUUUAAAAAGUCACCAGCGCAUUCACACUGGAGAAAAGCCGUAUCAAUGCUCACAGUGUGAGAAGGGUUUUAGAAAUUUAUAUGAUUUAAAAAUCCACCAGCACAUUCACACAGGACUGAAGCCAUAUGUUUGCUCACACUGUGGGAAGAGUUUUAGAAAUUCAAAAGAUAUGAAAACUCACGAACGCAUUCACACAGGAGAGAAGCCGUAUCAGUGCUCACACUGUGGGAAGAGUUUUACACGAUCAAGUAGUUUAAAAAAACACCAACACAUUCACACAGGAGAGAAACCAUAUUGCUGUUCACAAUGUGGAUGGAGUUUUAGACAACUAAGUCACUUAAUCAGACAUAAGCUUGUUCACUCAGGAGAGAAGCCGUAUCAGUGCUCAAACUGUGGGAAGAGUUUUACACAAGCAUGUAAUUUAAAAAGUCACCAACGCAUUCACACGGGAGAAAAGCCCUUUCAAUGCUUACAGUGUGACAAGGGUUAUAGAAAUUCAAAUGAUUUAAAAAUCCAUCAGCACAUUCACACAGGACUGAAGCCAUAUGUUUGCUCACACUGUGGGAAGUGUUUUAGAAAUUCAAAAGAUAUGAAUACUCACGAACGCAUUCACACAGGACAGAAGAUAUAUCAGUGCUCACAAUGUAGGAAGAGAUUUACACAAUCAAGUAGUUUAAAAUACCACCAGCGCAUUCACACAGGAGAGAAGCCCCAUCAAUGCUCACAGUGUGGGAAGAGAUUUACACAAUCAAGUAGUUUAAAAUACCACCAGCGCAUUCACACAGGAGAGAAGCCGUAUCAUUGCUCACACUGUGGGAAGAGCUUUAGAAAUUCAAGUGUUUUAAAAAACCACCAACGCAUUCACACAGGAGAGAAGCCGUAUGUUUGCUCACACUGUGGGAAGAGUUUUAGAAAUUCAAAAGAUAUGAAAACUCACAAACGCAUUCACACAGGAGAGAAGCCCUAUCAAUGCUCACAAUGUGGGAAGAAAUUUACACAAUUAAGUGGUUUGAAAGUUCACCAACGCAUUCACACAGGAGAGAAACCAUAUUGCUGUUCACAAUGUGGACGGAGUUUUAGACUACUAAGUCACUUAAACAGACAUAAGCUUGUUCACUCAGGAGUAAAGCCGUAUCAGUGCUCAAAGUGUGAGAAGAGUUUUACACAAGCAAUUAAUUUAAAAAGUCACCAACGCAUUCACACUGGAGAGAAGCCGUAUCAGUGCUCAAACUGUGGGAAGAGUUUUACAGAAGCAAGUAAUUUAAAAAGCCACCAACGCAUUCACACAGGAGAGAAGCCCUAUCAUUGCUCCCAGUGUGAGAAGGGUUUUAGAAAUGUAUAUGAUUUAAAAAUCCACCAGCACAUUCACACAGGACUGAAGCCAUAUGUUUGCUCACACUGUGGGAAGAAUUUUAGAAAUUCAAAUGAUAUGAAUACUCACGAACGCAUUCACACAGGAGAGAAGCCGUAUCAGUGCUCACACUGUGGGAAGAGGUUUUCCAGUCUUAGUAAUAUCAAAAAACACAUGCGCAUUCACACAGGAGAGAAACCAUAUCACUGUGCACAAUGUGGAUGGAGUUUUAGACAACUAAGUCACUUAAACAGACAUAAGCUUGUUCACUCAGGAGUAAAGCCAUAUCAGUGCUCACAGUGUGGGAAGAGUUUUACACAAGCAAUUAAUUUAAAAAGUCACCAACGCAUUCACACUGGAGAGAAGCCGUAUCAAUGCUCACAAUGUGGGAAGAGUUUUACAGAAGCAAGUAAUUUAAAAAGUCACCAACGCAUUCACACAGGAGAGAAGCCCUAUCAUUGCUCACAGUGUGAGAAGGGUUUUAGAAAUUUAUAUGAUUUAAAAAUCCACGAGCACAUUCACACAGGACUGAAGCCAUAUGUUUGCUCACACUGUGGGAAGAAUUUUAGAAAUUCAAAUGAUUUGAAUACUCACGAACGCAUUCACACAGGAGAGAAGCCGUAUCAGUGCUCAAACUGUGGGAAGAGUUUUACACGAGCAAGUAAUUUAAAAAGUCACCAGCGCAUUCACACAGGAGAGAAGCCGUAUCAGUGCUCCCAGUGUGGAAAGAGAUUUACACGAUCAAGUAGUUUGAAAAAACACCAACGCAUUCACACAGGAGAGAAACCAUAUUGCUGUUCACAAUGUGGACAGAGUUUUACACAUCUAAGUAACUUAAACAGACAUAAGCUUGUUCACUCAGGAGUAAAGUCGUAUCAGUGCUCAGACUGUGAAAAAAGUUUUGCUUACAGUUGGAAACUCAAAAAACAUGAGCGCAUUCAUACAGGAGAGAAGCCUUAUUGCUGCUCACACUGUGGGAAGUGUUUUAGAGACGCAAAUGAUUUAAAAGUCCAUGAGCGCAUUCACGCAGGACUGAAGCCAUACGUUUGCUCACACUGUUGGAAGAAUUUUGGAACAUCAGGUGAAUUAAAAACUCACGAGCGCAUUCACACAGGAGAGAAACCAUAUCAGUGCUUACACUGUGGGAAGAGUUUUACACAAUCAAUCAGUUUGAAAAAUCAUCAACGCGUUCACACAGGAGAUAAGCCGUUUCAUUGCUCACAAUGUGGCAAGAGUUUUACACAAUUAAGUGGUUUAAAAAAACACCAAAACAUUCACACAGGAGGGAAACUAUAUCAUUGCUCAAACUGUGGGAAGAGAUUUACAAAUUCAAGUAGUUUGAAAAUUCAUCAACGCAUUCACACAGGAGAUAAGCCGUAUCAUUGCUCACAAUGUGGCAAGAGUUUUACACAAUCAGGUAAUUUAAAAAGUCACCAACGCAUUCACACAGGAGAGAAACCAUAUCAGUGCUCUCACUGUGGGAAGAGAUUUACAAAUUCAAGUAGUUUGAAAACUCAUCAACGCAAUCACACAGGAGAGAAACCAUAUUGCUGUUCACAAUGUGGACAGAGUUUCACACAACUAAGUAACUUAAACAGACAUAAGCUUGUUCACUCAGGAGUAAAGCCGCAUCAGUGCUCGGAGUGUGAAAAAAGUUUUGCUUGCAGUUGGAAUCUCAAAAAACAUGAGCGCAUUCACACAGGAGAGAAGCCUUAUUGCUGCUCACACUGUGGGAAGUGUUUUAGAGACACAAAUGAUUUAAAAGUCCAUGAGCGCAUUCACAUAGGACUGAAGCCAUACGUUUGCUCACAAUGUUGCAAGAAUUUUGGAACAUCAGCUGAAUUAAAAUCCCACGAGCGCAUUCACACAGGAGAGAAACCAUAUCACUGCUUACACUGUGGGAAGAGUUUUACACAAUCAAGUAGUUUGAAAACUCAUCAACGCAUUCACACAGGAGAGAAGCCAUUUCACUGCUCACACUGUGGGAAGAGUUUUACACAAUUAAGUAGUUUAAAAAAACACGAACACAUUCACACAGGACUGAAGCCAUAUGUUUGCUCACAAUGUUGCAAGAAUUUUGGAACAUCAAGUGAUUUAAAAGCCCACGAGCGCAUUCACACAGGAGAGAAACCAUAUCAGUGCUCUCACUGUGGGAAGAGAUUUACAAAUUCAACUGGUUUGAAAACUCAUCAAAGCAUUCACACAGGAGAGAAGCCGUAUCACUGCUCACAGUGUGGGAAGAGUUUUGCCAACUCCUAUAUUCUCAAACAACACAUGUACAUUCACACAGGAGAGAAACCAUAUUGCUGUUCACAAUGUGGACAGAGUUUUACACAUCUAAGUAACUUAAACAAACAUAAGCUUGUUCACUCAGGAGUAAAGUCGUAUCAGUGCUCAGAAUGUGAAAAAUGUUUUGCUAUCCGUUGGAAUCUCAAAAAACAUGAGCGCAUUCACACAGGAGAGAAGCCUUAUUGCUGUUCACACUGUGGGAAGGGUUUUAGAGACGCAGAUGAUUUAAAAGUCCAUGAGCGCAUUCACAAAGGACUGAAGCCAUAUGUUUGCUCACACUGUUGGAAGAAUUUUGGAACAUCAAGUGAAUUAAAAACCCACGAGCGUAUUCACACAGGAGAGAAACCAUAUCAGUGCUUACACUGUGGGAAGAGUUUUACACAAUCAAGUCAUUUAAAAAACCACCAACGCAUUCACACAGGAGAGAAGCCAUUUCACUGCUCACACUGUGGGAAGAGUUUUAGAAGUUCAGAUGUAUUAAAAACCCACGAGCGCAUUCACACAGGAGAGAAACCCUAUCAGUGCUUACACUGUGGGAAGAGUUUUACACAAUCAAGUAAUUUGAAAACUCACCAACGCAUUCACACAGGAGAGAAGCCGUAUCGCUGUUCACACUGUGGGAAGGGUUUUAGAGACGCAGAUGAUUUAAAAGUCCAUGAGCGCAUUCACACAGGACUGAAGCCAUAUGUUUGCUCACACUGUUGGAAGAAUUUUGGAACAUCAAGUGAAUUAAAAACCCACGAGCGCAUUCACACAGGAUAGAAACCAUAUCAGUGCUUACACUGUGGGAAGAGUUUUACACAAUCAAGUAAUUUAAAAAACCACCAACGCAUUCACACAGGAGAGAAGCCAUUUCACUGCUCACACUGUGGGAAGAGUUUUAGAAGUUCAGGUGUAUUAAAAACCCACGAGCGCAUUCACACAGGAGAGAAACCAUAUCAAUGCUUACACUGUGGGAAGAGUUUUACACAACCAAAUAGUUUAAAAAAUCUCCAACGCAUUCACACAGGAGAGAAGCCGUAUCAUUGCUCACAAUGUGGCAAGAGAUUUACCCGAUCAAGUAGUUUGAAAGUUUACCAACGCAUGCACACAGGAGAAAAGCCACAUCGGUGCUCAGAGUGCGGGAAGACAUUUUCACAGCAAAGCAAUCUAAAAAACCACCAGCGCGUUCACACCCAAGAGAAGCCGUACGGAUGCACAGAGUGCGGGAAGAGUUUUACGCUGCAAAGUACCUUUAAAAACCAUCAGCGCAUUCACACAGGAGAGAAACCGUAUCACUGCUCGGAGUGCGGGAAGAGUUUUACGCUGCAAAGUACAUUUAUCAACCACCAGCGCAUUCACUCCGGAGAGAAACCGUAUUACUGCUCACAGUGUGGGAAGAGUUUCACACGACACAGCACUUUCAAAUACCACCAGCGAGUCCACACGGGAGAGAAGCCGUAUCGAUGUGCACAGUGCGGGAAGAGUUUUACGCUACAAAGCAGCUUAAAAAACCACCAGCACGUUCAUAGUGGCAAGCUGCAUCAAUGUUCGCAGUGUGGAAAGAGUUUUUCACUAUACAGCACUUUAAAAACCCACCAACUGAUCCAUACAGGAAAGAAGGCACAUCGUUGCUCGCGGUGUGGAAUGACUUUUAAAGAAUUAAAUCAUUUAAAAUCGCACCGACAUAUUCACACAGGAGAGAAGCCAUACCACUGCUCGCAGUGUUUGAAGACUUUUAGAAAAUUAAGUCAUUUAAAAGCGCACCAGCACGUUCACACGGGCAAGAAGCCACAUUGCUGCUCAGAGUGUGGAAAGAGUUUUAUAGAAUACAGAUCUUUUAAAAGCCACCAGCGCGCUCACGAGGAACAGAAGUGCUAUCACUGCUCGCUGUGUGGGACGAGCUUCACGCACCACGCUGGAGCUAAACCUCAGUACUGCUCAGAGUGUGUGAAACGGUUUUGUGUUGGUGUAAUUAAAAAAUAAUCGUCUCUAUCUAUACAGAAGAUGUACACUCAGUGCGUUACUCCUUUCUGUUCUAUUCUGUAUAUCGUCGCUGUCAGGCGGAAUCCUCGUAUCUCAAAAACCGUUAUUUUUCAGGAAAUGAAAAAACGCCGUAUCUUAUCUGCAGUGCACAGGGUUCAGUCCGCGUUGCAGUGGAUUGUCUUGCGCUAAAUUCCUGUCCUCAGACGAGCACCAGAACUAGCGGGGGUCAAGAUUUUUUUUUCUUUGAGCCCAGUGUUUUGAAGACAUUUACCUCAGAAGACGUUUUGAUUCGUUGCGACUCUUCUUGAGGAGAAAUAUGCCGUGAAGCUCUCCCACGGAGUGAGGAAGAGGUGGACAGUUGAAGUGUCCAAUGGAGUUAUGAGAUUUGUGUUCAAGCUAUUUUCAAGACUUUAGAUUGGUUAAUAACUUGUAAAAAUAACAGACCCACGUGGGGACUGACCAAUAGCAUCGAUAUGUGAAAAAAUAUGAAAUUGACAAAAUUUGGACAUACGAGGUUUCCGCCCGACAGCGACGAUAUAUUUUAACUAUUUAUGAGUCAAAUUCUAGGUGUAAACCACAUGAUGGGAAAGUUUUUUAACUGUAGGCGCAGUAGGAGAACCUGGGCAUGGGUAGAAGAGGCAAAGAAUCCAAGAAUCACAAUAGGCAGAGAAUCAAAGAAUAACAAGAGGCAAAGAAUCACAAAAAAGUCUCAAAGCCAAGCAGAAACCGAUGUCAUCUGAUCAUAUACUCUACUGUAAAAACUGUACUUUGGAUUCAAGAACACACUCAUAAAAGAAAAUAAAUAUACACUACAAACAAAAAUAGGAAAGCCUCAGUUUUGUAGAACAAAAGACAAAACAAAACUUGGAAAACUGUGUCUUAAAACUAAAAAAUUAGUGGUCAUUUUAUAUACAAAAAUCUUUGGGAACUUCUUGAAAGCAAAAAUAAAAAUCGUUGCCAUGUA
This is a messenger RNA of Tachysurus vachellii, 11730 nucleotides long. RefSeq lists its product as uncharacterized. NCBI's taxonomy places the organism in Eukaryota, Metazoa, Chordata, Actinopteri, Siluriformes, Bagridae. The transcript is spliced from 17 exons. The record is from RefSeq and is a predicted model, not a curated record.